UCUCGGAUAAAUAAACAAGCAAUAAGCUAUAGCUAACCUAAUUGUCUUGCCAGUUAAGGAUUUCGUUUGUCUUCAAAUAUGGUGAAAACUAAAGCACUCUCUCUAGCUAUUUUGGUUACACUUUCAACUUUGGUCAUCAUAUCCGAAAGUCGAGUAGCAAGAAAGGACUUGGGUUUGGAUUUGGGUGGGGUUGGUAUAGGUAUAGGUACGGGAAUUGGGAUUGGACUCGGUGGAAGUGGUUCAGGGUCCGGUGCGGGAGCUGGCUCUAGUGGAUCCAGUUCCUCCUCUAGCUCUUCCAGUUCGAGUUCUAGCUCGAGCUCUGGAGGAGGAGGAGGUGGAGCAGGAUCAGAAGCUGGUUCGUCAGCUGGAUCUCAUGCUGGAUCUAGUUCAGGAAGUCGAGGCAAAGGAGGCGGGGGUGGUGGAGGUGGUGGCGGCGGCGGUGGUGGAGGAGGAGGUGGUGGACGUGGAAACGGCUCUGGUGAAGGUUCGGGUGAAGGUAGUGGAUAUGGAUCUGGACAUGGAGGCGGAGGUGGUGACGGUGGAGAUCGUAAAUAAGCAAUUCUGCAAUUUUCUUACUUAAAUAUCUAUGAAUAAGUUAUGCAUUGCAUGCAUGUUGAAGGCAUAACUAUAGUACUUCGUAAAUUAUGUCAUUCUUAGUUUUCAAUGAAAAGUGUUUGGUUAUGUUUAUGUAUUAUAUAUGAUUAUGAUUUAUCGUCA
Molecule: messenger RNA, 717 nt
Organism: Erigeron canadensis
Lineage: Eukaryota; Viridiplantae; Streptophyta; Magnoliopsida; Asterales; Asteraceae
Product: glycine-rich cell wall structural protein 2
Exons: 1
Coding region: 79-555 (158 amino acids)
Source: RefSeq, a predicted model, not a curated record